Messenger RNA from Copidosoma floridanum, 654 nucleotides. Its product is annotated as cuticle protein 19-like. The record is from RefSeq and is a predicted model, not a curated record. NCBI's taxonomy places the organism in Eukaryota, Metazoa, Arthropoda, Insecta, Hymenoptera, Encyrtidae. Gene Ontology annotation, cellular component: extracellular matrix.
AUGAGUACAACCAUAUUGUACUUCCCAAGAGACCUGGUCACGACUUUGUCUAUUACACUCGUGAUCUGUUUCGGUAUACUUAUCAAUGCAAAAUUUAAGCUGCUCAGGGGUGCGCCCAUCACGAGAUUUGGUGCAGCCAAGAACAUUUUACAAAAUGCAGUCCUGGCUUGCGACUUGGUCAAGGGACCACGUGACAUCGCCAAACCCUUCAACUUCCGGCGCCCCAAGAAAAGCGAGCAGAUCAUCUCUGAGGCACAGCGAGUGCAGCUUAAAGAGUACGGCUACGAGGACGAGGUCUCAGAGGAGCGGAGUCACCAUGACACGAAGCACAAGGCCCACUCGUUCCAGCACUUUCAUGGUCCGGUUCACGGACAUCACGCAAAAAUCACCUGGAAGGACAAACAUGGUCACAAGUACCACGACUACAGGGCUCAUCCCAAGUAUAAGUUUUCCUACGGCGUAAAGGACCAUCACACUCACGACUUCCACGGACACUCGGAACAUCGAGAUGGUGACAAAGUUCACGGCGAGUACCACAUACACGAGCCCGGCGGCAACAUAAGGCACGUCAAGUACUACGCGGAUCCCCACGGAGGAUUUUUCGCCGAGGUCCACAAUGACGGUGGAAACGAUCACUCUGGGUACGGCCGAUGA